AUGGGUAAGCCAAGAGGGAGGAAACUGGAAAAGAAGAUCAAGGAUCAAGAAUUUCAUCCAGAACAAGAUAGUGAGAAAAUAAGUGAGAAUUACAACUACGAUGGUCAUCCAGAGUCAGAUACUAGUAACCCACAAAUGUUCUUUGGUGUGUUAGAUAGGGACGAAUUAGAGUACUUUAAGCAAACAGAGGCUACCUUAUCAUUAGACACUUUUGAAACUGAGGAAGAAAAGGCACAAUUUGUCACUAAUGUUAUUCAGGAAGCUGAGGGUAAGGAAUUGAAACUUGUUACUUCACAAAUAUGUUCUAAACUAAUGGAAAGACUAAUUUUAAAUUGUAAUGAUAUUCAGUUAAAAAAGCUAUUCCAAGCUUUUAAUGGUAACUUUUACAACAUAUCCUGUCAUAAGUAUGCAUCACAUGUGGUCGAAACAUUAUUGGUCAGAAGUGCAUCUUUGGUGGAAAAAGAACUAAUCACACCACAUUUUGAUAAUAUGGAUGCCUCUGUUGAUGGAAGUGAUGUCUUUGCUCCUAUGGAAUCUUUAUUUUUAUUUAUGCUCAAUGAAAUAAAGCCACACUUGAAAAGCAUGAUUAAUCAUCAAUAUGCUUCUCAUGUUUUGAGGCUAAUAAUAUUAAUUCUCUCCUCGAAAACAUUACCAAGUACAACCCAAAAUAAUUCAAUAGUACGUUCAAAAAAAUCGAAAAUUGCAAGGAAAAUGAUUGAUUUAAAGGAUAAUGAAGACUUCAAUAAAGUAUAUCAAACACCUGAAUCAUUUAAAUCUGAGCUGAAAAUGAUGUUAAAUGAUUUAUAUUCCGAUUUAACUGGCCAUGCAAAACCAAAAGCAGAAAUUAACCCAACGGUUAUAACGAAAUUCAGAGAGUUUUGUGUUGAUAAAGUAGCCUCCCCUGUUAUCCAGCUUAUCAUACAAGUUGAAGGUAUAUUUGAUAGAGAUAGAUCAUUUUGGCGACUUGCUUUCAAUACAAAUGAUGAAAAAGACGCCAAGGAACAAUCUUUUAUGGAAUAUCUACUUUCUGACCCAGUAGGAUCUCAUUUUUUGGAGAAUGUGAUAAGUUUUGCUAAAACAAAAUAUGUGGAGAGGCUAUAUCGAGUCUACAUUAAAGAUCAAAUUGUCAGGUUAGCAAAAAGAGAUACUACUGGUGCUUUUGUAAUUCAAUCUUUGCUAAAAAAUAUGAAAGAUAAAGAAGUAAAGGAAAUCCUAGAUGCUUUACUUCCGGAUUUGAGUAUUCUUUUGAAUUCAAACAUGGAUUUUGGUACAACAAUCAUUAAUGCAUGUAUCAAGCAGAAUAACUAUAAGAGGGAUGAAGUCAUAGGUCAGCUCAUGAAAAAGUAUUAUCCAGACGGUUCAUCGGAGAAGAAUAUUCUGGAAAGCUGUCUUUUGCUGGCUAGCUCCACAUUGGGCAAUACCAAAGAUGACUGGCCAACUGCUGAAGAAAGGAGAAGAUCGAUAUUUUUGGAGGAGUUGAUUGACUUUGAUGAUAAAUUCCUAGAAGUAGCUAUUGAGAGUAUGUUGAAUCUUCCAGAAGAAAGGUUACUGCAGAUGUGUUAUCACGGUGUUUUUUCUCAUGUUGUUGAGCAUGUAUUGCAAGUUCAACGUGUUGAUAUAAUCAAAAGGAAAUUGUUACUAAACAUUUUAAUUAAGGAUAUUGUAAAGUUGGCAUGCAAUGCUUAUGGAUCUCAUAUUGUCGAUAAGCUUUGGGAUUUUACAGCAAAGCUGACAUUAUAUAAGGAACGGAUUGCAGCAGCUUUAGUAGAGAACUCUGAGAUGGUGAAAAACAGUGUUUAUGGAAGACAAGUCUGGAAGAAUUGGCAGCUAGAGAAAUAUAUACGGAAAAGGUGGGAAUGGAAGAAGAUUAUUAAGGAAAGUGAUUUGGAAACCUUUCCCAAUAUGCGUGUUCUUCAACCUAAUAUGCAAGAAAGGGCAGCAAUCAAGAGAAAGAAUGAUGACAAAGCAUUUGAUAGCAUGAAAAAGUCAAGAAAAUAA
Messenger RNA from Nakaseomyces glabratus, 1998 nucleotides. It is a transcript of the gene NOP9, whose product is annotated as RNA-binding RNA processing protein NOP9. Gene Ontology annotation, cellular component: preribosome, small subunit precursor; nucleolus; 90S preribosome. The record is from RefSeq and is a predicted model, not a curated record. Gene Ontology annotation, molecular function: RNA binding. NCBI's taxonomy places the organism in Eukaryota, Fungi, Ascomycota, Saccharomycetes, Saccharomycetales, Saccharomycetaceae. Gene Ontology annotation, biological process: ribosomal small subunit export from nucleus; endonucleolytic cleavage in ITS1 to separate SSU-rRNA from 5.8S rRNA and LSU-rRNA from tricistronic rRNA transcript (SSU-rRNA, 5.8S rRNA, LSU-rRNA); endonucleolytic cleavage to generate mature 5'-end of SSU-rRNA from (SSU-rRNA, 5.8S rRNA, LSU-rRNA).